Hyla sarda is the source of this 2072-nucleotide messenger RNA. It is a transcript of the gene OVCA2, whose product is annotated as OVCA2 serine hydrolase domain containing. The transcript is spliced from 3 exons. The coding region runs from base 108 to 779 and encodes 223 amino acids. Gene Ontology annotation, cellular component: cytoplasm; nucleus. The record is from RefSeq and is a predicted model, not a curated record. Gene Ontology annotation, biological process: response to retinoic acid. Lineage: Eukaryota; Metazoa; Chordata; Amphibia; Anura; Hylidae.
AUUGUGACCUGAUCCAUAGCUGCGGCUUCUAUUCACUGCUGGGGCCUUUGACCUCUUCUAGAUAACCAGCGAGUUUCCCUCACUUCCGGUACUGCGGGUGUAGAAAGAUGGCGGCGCCCGCAAGAGGAACUGGUACUAGUGAGAAAGUUCUGCGGCUCCUGGCCCUGCACGGCUACUGGCAGAACGAACACAGCUUCCGGGAGAGGACGGGAGCCCUGAGGAAAAACCUGAAAAACCGGGCGGAGAUCGUCAUGGUCAGCGCCCCCCUGUGUAUCCCGGAGCCGGAAGGAGGUGGUCAAAGAGAAGACCCCAGAGGCUGGUGGUUCUCCGACCCUGGGAAGAGUGGUUUUAAUGCCAUGGAUGAGACCAAGUCAUGUGCCGGCUUAGAGGAGUCCCUGGACACCGUGGCCAAGGCGUUUUCUGAACUUGGACCUUUUGAUGGCAUUUUAGGUUACAGCCAAGGAGCUGCUUUUGCAGCCAUGCUGUGCGCCCUAAAGCAGCAGGGAGAUCCUCGCUUCCAGUUCAACUUUGCUAUACUGGUUGCUGGUUUCAAAAGCCGAGCACAUGAACAUGCACAUUUCUACAAAGAGCCCAUCACUGUUCCGUCACUUCAUGUGUUUGGUGACACCGAUCGUGUCAUCCCUGGAGAUAUGAGCCAAGAUCUAGCCGCCCAUUUCAUAGACCCGGUUUUGCUGACGCAUCCAGGAGGACACUACAUCCCAGUGUGCGCAGCUCAGAAGAAAGUCUACUUUCCAUUCUUAGACUCUUUCAGAAAAUAAAGCAAAGGUUUGAUAUUUGAAUGUGAUCAGGGGGACAAGUAAAAUGGCGCCUGUUUCUGUAUUGUGCUGCUCGGAAUAACACAAGGACUGUGAAACACAUUAACCUGUUCUGGGCUGCAGGAUCUUGUAAUGACUUGAUUUUACCUAUGGAAAUUAUUAUGUACUCCAGGCAUUUCUAUGUUAUGUGUUUAACUUGUUAGCGUUCUGAAUCCAUCCAUCUGGCCCCAGGAUCUGCAGCUUCACAUACAGGGAUGGCCAAGCUUCAGACAUUAUCACAUCUAUCAUAGGGACGGCUCCACUAGUAAAUGUAAUUCCCGUCCCCAUCCCCUCCCCUUAAAAAGCUGAUUUAAAGGUUCAUUUCCCCUCGGCAAUUAAAAAACUGAAUGUUAAAUGUCAGCUGUGUACAAACCACUGAUGUGAAAAAUUAUAGUUCAUUUGUAAUGGACUGCUGUGUUAACCUGUUCAGCACCAAAGGGUCACAAGGCAGCUCAGGUAACAUUUCUUUCUGCUUCUUCAGGAAAGUGAUUUUUCCAGAUUUUCAAUGCAUUUUAGAUCCUAGAAAAUAUAGAAGAGCACUGUACUAAUGUCUAACCAAUGAAUUAAAAAAAGAAGAGAAUUAGAGUGAUGUUAUUGUUGUCAGCCAAGCACAUAGUGAAAACACCAAUAUGUUUCAAUUCCAAUAAAUCACUAAAGGAGUCGUCUGGAAUUUUCAUGUUCCGUAAUUUUCAUGUUCCGUAACUUAAUUUCAAUUCUAUGGAGCUUAAAGAGUAUCCAUAGAGCACCAUCUGUAUUUUUUUUAUGUCCCUACCUAUUGCUAAACUAUCCCCCUCCCUGCCUUUAAAAAAAAAUGUUUGCUACCUUGUAAAUGUCUCAUCUUCUGCUCUUCUCCCUAGCUCUGCCAGAAGCCGACUUCCCCAGCAGGAGCGACGUCACUGACGGCUGCUGGGCGCCGACUUCCGCCCUCACUUCAUCUAUGCUGCGCUCCUAUUGGAAGCGUGCAUAGAUGAUCAGCGAAUCGCACGGCAGGCUGCUCUGGGGUCUCCUCCUCCCUGUUUAGCAGUGUAGUGUUAUCCAGGGAGGAGGAGUAUAGGAGCAUCGCUCACCUGCCGUGCUCACCGCCGAGACCCGGGACCGAAACAAAGUACGGGUAAGUGAAAUAAGAUCUCACUUACUCGUACAGGACAUGUAUAGUCCGGGAGCAUCAGUGCAGCACUGAGAUUCAGUGCCGCGCUGCCUCCAGACUGUACAUGCCGGGGCCAGGCAGCUGCGAGGCCAGGCAGCCAAUGAGGCAGC